This is a messenger RNA of Serendipita indica DSM 11827, 1614 nucleotides long. The record is from the annotation of a GenBank genome assembly. NCBI's taxonomy places the organism in Eukaryota, Fungi, Basidiomycota, Agaricomycetes, Sebacinales, Serendipitaceae.
AUGGAGGCACCUCCAAAAAAGAAGAUUGUAGCAAAGGUCACGGCAAACAUUUAUGAGCCAAGCUCGCCAGGUUUCGUGGCUGCCAGCGCCGUCCGUGCCAAAGUGAGCUCGUCUAGCGUGUCCAGAGGCAGCAGUGUCGUCAAUGGUGGCCAUUCCAGAAACAAUUCUGCCUCCAAGGCUGCUGUUCGUGGAGGGGGUUACUCGUCGGAAGCCGUGUCCUCGCCAUUGACACGAGCUUUUCCCUCUGCGCCUCCAUCGAGCAUUGGAAGAUCAGCUGGUCAUGGACUCUCGCCAAACUCGCUCCUCUUUGCGCCCGAAUCGAGUUCUUCGCCGGCGAGUCCAAGCACACGCCAACAGCCUCGCAUUACCGUCAGACAGCCCAAACGAAUGGACUCUGCAACGAGUGCAUUGUCUGCAAAGUUUAAGGCGAAUCAAUCCUACGAAUCACCCCCAAUAUCCCCCCCAACUUCGCCCAGAUCGGUUGCCUUUUCGGCUCUUUCCGUCGCGUCCCCAGCAACGCAGAGUCCCGCUACAUCUCCACCUACAGUUCGACCGCGCGUUACGUCUUCCAUCCGCAUACAACCGCAGAAGAUGCAGGGCUUGAACGUGAAUACGGGAAGAGCCACACCAACGGCCAUGGGCCAUCGGUCACGGAAUCCAUCAAUAUCUUCGAUUUCUGCGCUUGGAAAUGGGCCGAAAACUGGGUCGACAGCGAGGGCCAUUCCACAGCAGAAGCAGUCCCCUCCACGUCUCGAAAUCCCUCAUUCGCCACCGACGUCGACAUUAUCAUCUCGAUCAUCUGCAUCGCUGCAUUCGAGCUCUCUCGCAUCCACUUCUGUUUCUGCACCUUCACAUCUGAGUCUAUCAACCGCGACAGAAGGCGAAUCCGACUCUGACCAGGAAGAGGAACAUGUAGAGAGAGACCAAGCGUCGACCCCGCAGAAUGAGGUGGACGAGGAUGAUGUCUUUGCUGAGGAAGCGAGAUCGAAUAGAAAGAUUCUCGAUUUAGAAAUCUCCAAUCAGUCUUUAUUGACGGUCAAUACUAUGCUCGAGGCUACGAAACUGCGGCAGGCACGCGAAAUCAAGGACCUCCGACGAAAACUACGAGAAGUCAAACAUCUCCCUAGCAAAACACUCUAUGCCAAUGCUGAAACCAUGUCACCGACCGCCUCUGAUAUUUCAUUGCCCAACCGCAAAAACUCUGCAUCGUCCCAUUCGUCAGAUGAAGAAGAAGAAGCAGAAGCAGAACCGGACCCAAUCUACGACCGUAUACAAAAGCUCGUCGAGGGCCUCCUCUCACAAGCGCAUCGCGCGCUGGAGAGGACAAUUGAUGAUUGUAUGCCGGCUCCGACGAAUACCGUCAAGGUUCUCAGUGCGGUCGAGGUGCAGCAGUACGAACGUCGUACGUUGGGUCUUCCCGAAGAGGAAGAGUCCAAGGACGACCACGACCAUGAACACGAUGAUCCGGAUAUAUCCAUUGACGAAACGAACGAGGUAAAGGAGGUUGUGCAAGACGUCAAGGAGGCGCUCAAGUCGCCUCUGGAAGACGACCUUGGAUAUGUCGCAUCUGGGGAAGAGACGCGCAAGAAGCGAGGCCUCUUCCUGUUCAAUUGA